GAUGUAUAGAAAGUGACUGCAAACAAAACCAAUGGCAGCUUGAUUUUUGUUGUUUGUUUGCAGCCCUGACAAAAGAACAAACUCGGUGUCAUUGGCUGCGUGGGAGACUCAUAGAAAAGCUCAGGGAAGCAGCAGGGUGCUGUUUUAACGUAGGUGGGGCGGUUAACCAGACGUACAUUUACCAAAACAACCAGUUAGUUUUUGUCUUUGAAGUCUUUUUCUCCCGUAAAACCAAAAAAAAAAAUACAGUUUGAAAACUUGAAAACACUCCCGAUGUCUCGCUUGCUUUCAAAACAUAAAAGUUUUGGACUUCUGCUGAAGUAGAGGUUCGAUAUUCUCUCUCCACCACUGCCAAAUCCGUUCUGUAAUGUAGAUUACUGAUUAAACUUUCAUCACAAGCUAUCCCUCAAUAAUAAGCACCAGCUAUCAGUCGUGUGUUGAGCUACUGACACUAAUUGGAGGGGGGGGGUCGGUUCCUUGGACUGUGUUCCAACUUUAUUGGGGGGAAAAACGGCCAAAUGGUACAAAAAGUAGCCCAAAUGAUCCAAAGCUACCCAGAACCAGUUUUACUUCCACUAUCAGAAAGAAAGAACUGAGCAGAAAACAACCCAGUCUGCUGACGGUGUCCCCCUCCCUCCCUCCCCCCGUCCCUCCCUCUCCUCACCCAGUCGCUCACUCUGCUCCCCCUCGUCUCUGUCUCUUCUCCUCUUGACAGAAGGAGAAAAGAGGCCGAGUGAGGACAGGAGGAGAGGAGGACUCGGCUUCCUUCCCUCGGUGUGGUUUCCUGUUUGUAGGUGGGAGGAUGUCGUGACGGUUGCAGCAGCGUUCACGCAGCGCUGCAGCUUUUUGACACCCGGUGUCACACUUACCUCUCCUGAUUGGUUCGAGGUGUUUGUGUGUGAAACUUUUUUUUUUUUUUGUCUGACAUUUUGCUGUUCUGCGCUGCAGGCCUCUUUUCCAAAUCCCUCCACCAGUUGCAGUUUGCAGUUGAGAGCGGCUGAAAGAGGGCAGUUUGAUCAGCCCACACAGCGCUCACUGAGACAGAGCUGUGAACUCGGUUGGUUAGUGAGUCACCUGGUUAGUGAGUCAACCUUUGCAGAAGUUCCUCUCACACUCUUUACCUGUAACCUUGUGUCCAGGGUUCGGUCACAGAUCAGGUGUGGGUGUUUUCAGACACCAGUGCUUCAUCUCUUUGGGCAAACGUGACCUGAGUCGAUGGUCGCUCGUCACCUUUCUCAUAGGAAACUCUGAGGAAGGCGACAAAAGAUCAGAGGACCUGUGGCGGGAGGCGAAACGAAACCCUGCGUCUCGUCUCAGGAGGUGAUUGGGUGCAGCGACAAGGGAGGGGAGAGAGAGAGAGUCGGUGACAAAGAGGGAGGGAGGGAGGGAGGAAAGAGCCAAGUAGGUCGCUGAAGGUGCAGAUCAGAUCAUCAGGGAGGAAAGACAGACGAGGUAGACAGAAAGGAGAAAGUGAGCGAAGAAGUGUUCAGACAUGGCGGAUGUUUGGUUACAGUAGUCGCCUUAUGUGGACCAGAUACUGUGGGGGACACGAGACCAGCUGCAGGCCCCGAAACUUCACAGAUCCUCGUCACAACCGUCUCUCCAGUCGCCGUUUGUCCCCGGGUUGUAGAUGAAACAUGGACGCCUCCUGGCUCCUCUGGGUUUUGGCGGCCGCCGUCCUCGUCUCCAUGGUCCUCCUGGCCGUGGUCUGCCUGCACUGCAUGAACAAAGGCCCGCUGGCCUCCAUCAGGCAAGCUUCAGAGGACUACUUGCCAUCCACUGAAUUCAGAGUCAUCCAUCCAUCCCAGCCGACCAAUGAUCAGAACUCCAUCCACCCUUCCUCCAACCUGCUGUCACCUUUCUCACUUUCAGCUGGAACUCAACGGAGACACCGAUCCGUCACCCCAACAGAAACCGAGAGUAAUCCAAGUUAUGAGAAUCCAGCAGAGGGACCUGACUACGUUAACGCUGACAGCGAUGCAGAAGACCCCCCCUACGUAACCGUGUUGCCCGACGGUGAGGCUCCUCUGACCAAUCAGAGCCGAGCAUCGACGCCCAGUUCAGAUAUUCGACACGAUUAUGAGAACGUCCCAGAGAAGAAAGAGGACAGAGAGUAUCUGAAUGUGGAUCCGCUGCACUUUCAAAUAUCUACACCAGAAUUGACGGAUCCAAGCGACAGCGACGACGAUGACGAUGAUGAGGGGAACUACGUCAACGUGCAAGAAGGGACGCAGACUGACUGAGCGACCACAGUGAGCUUUUUAACUGCCAUCUACGUUUUUUCUGUCUCCACCUUUAACUCAUGAUGGCGUUUAUUUAAAACUGAGGAUGAAGAAUGACUAUACGGAGAACAGAGACUUAUUUUUCUUAGUUCCUGAAGCUUCAGUUGAGGGAACAUGUAGAGUUUGUCUGUUUUGUGAUCUGUGGGGUAAAAAAAAAAAUAAAAAUAAAUCACUCUGCCAGUGAGAGGUUUCAGUUUUAUCAGGCUUUUUAAAGCAGGACACUCACCUGAAGCAGGCACAUAAAGCAUGGAGACAGAAAUACGUAGACACGCUGUUUUCAUCAGAGUUAAAAAGCCAUGUGUUCAUGUGGUUCUGUUGUAGAAAUCAGGCUCUGAACCACGACUACACGUAGCUUUUUAGAGAGAGAUGAGAAGAGUUCAAGUGCAUAUUUCUGUUUAGGCAGACUAACGGUCUACAGCAGUGCUAAAUGAGCUAAGUGCUAACUUCUGCAGAUAAAUUAAAAAAAAUAAUAAUAAUUUUGACUUGAUGCUUAAUGAAAAAAGGUACAAAGUUAUUAAAAUUAGUCUAGAGGAAAACGUCUGAACCAAAUUUCAUGACAAUCCAUCCAACAGUUGAGAUAUUUUAGAUACUAACAGGCUGACAUCACCAUCAAAAAUAAUGCAUAAUAUAUAAAGUAUCAUUUCUACUGCACAAAUGUAGGUUUACUUUUUAAGAAUUUGUCCUAAUCCUUGAUUUUUGUCUUGUAAAUUUGACCUCUAAAAAUGAUUUAAUUAAGGAAGAAAUCACCCACAGACACAUUCCACCUGUGCUACAGGUGGACAUGGCUUCGUGCUGAGGAGGCACGAGCCAUAAAAAGGUUGGGAACACUAAAUUAAAAUCCAGAAUAAUAAGAACAGUUGUUGGCAGGUCGGCAGAGAAAAUCCCCAAACAGAAUCAUUUCUCCUGUCAGGCUUCGUUGGUUCAGAGUCAGUUUCUCUCUCCUGAAUCAGUCAGAAGAAUUAAACUUCUCUAGUUUUUUUUAAAGUACAUUUUGUGUAAUUUUUAACUGCAAAUGUGUUAAUUUCUGUAUUCGUUAAUCUCUCUUUCCUCCACUGUAUCUGUCUAACAUCGUGAGAGGUUUAGAUAGUUUGAGCUUUACUUUGAUUUUACUGACAACUCCUGAGAAUGUCCGUCUUAAUUCACACUGUUUUUUUUUAUUUUUUAUUACAGCGUAUUUAUGUGUUGUUACCAUGGUUACUGUUGUCUCUGGAUCUGCAAUCCACUUGUGUGAACUAGAAAAUGUAAAACUACAAUUCAAUUAAAACGUUAACAAAA
Messenger RNA from Siniperca chuatsi (mandarin fish), 3557 nucleotides. RefSeq lists its product as uncharacterized. The transcript is spliced from 12 exons. The coding region runs from base 1638 to 2243 and encodes 201 amino acids. The record is from RefSeq and is a predicted model, not a curated record. NCBI's taxonomy places the organism in Eukaryota, Metazoa, Chordata, Actinopteri, Centrarchiformes, Sinipercidae.